AUUGUAAAAUCUUUUAUAACAGUUUUAAGUUGAGUGUUGACUGUUGAGACAUUUUCUUGUUUAACUUCAAAUAAUACUUUUUUGAUUUGCAAACAUUUUUCUUACAACAUACAGAACUGCUAAAAAAUGGAUAUAACAAGCUAUAUAAGUAUUUCUACAAGUAAAAGAACUUGAACUAUAUCCCACUUUAGCAUCGUUCUGCGCAGCAACACCUAAUUGGUAUCGCUAAUAUGCCCAGGGAUCGUGAAAGAAGCAGUUCCCGGGAUCGACGAAGUUCUUCAUAUAACUCGGAGUCAUCUUACGAGCGCAAAAAGUCUAAAUAUAAACAUAAAAGACGAUCGCGUUCGAAGGACCAUUUACUGACAAAAAGUCAUAAGAGAAGGCUCUCUAAUUCGAGAUCAAAACAUAGAAGACGGAGUUACUCGAGGAGUGCGUCAAAAGAUCGCUAUGACAGUAGGUCAAAACUGCGUUCAUCAUCACAUUCUCGUUCUAAGCGCUCUAAAUACUCCCGUGAACGUUCUCGGUCACGUUUGUCCUCUCGAGACCGAAAAUACAACAAAAAGAGUCACAAGAGUUCUAGGUCCAAGAGCAGGUCGAAUUCUUUUGAUAUUGAGCCUCCAGUACAAUUAGAUGAUACAGACACCAUAGUAGAAAAGUCUAUAAAGGCAGCCGAGGCGGCAGGACUAACUAUGACUAAGAUUCCAACAUAUGAGUAUAAAGAUGUGGCUGUGAAAGAAGAUAUGCCUACAAUACAUGAUAGGAACCUAUUAGAUGAACUAAAUAAUGAUGCAUUUGUACAAAAAUCUUUCUCAUCUACUAAAAGGAAAAGGGAAAAUAUUGUUAUAGAUCUAAAUGCAGAAACUGUUAAAGUACCAGAAGCUGAAGUUAAAGCUAGAAAAGAUGAUUCAAUUAUCAAUUUUAGUGAAAUUCAAUGUCAAGAAGAUCUAAAAGAGAUGUGGAUCAAGAAAUUAUACCAAUACCGGAAAAAAAUGUUGAGGGGAGAGUUAUAAAUAACAAUAAGAUUUUCAGUUGAAAUUAUGUGAAUAUAGGGAUUUUAAAUAAACAAUAUUAUGUAA
Molecule: messenger RNA, 1076 nt
Organism: Pieris rapae (cabbage white)
Lineage: Eukaryota; Metazoa; Arthropoda; Insecta; Lepidoptera; Pieridae
Product: luc7-like protein 3
Exons: 3
Coding region: 231-1010 (259 amino acids)
Source: RefSeq, a predicted model, not a curated record